Molecule: messenger RNA, 981 nt
Organism: Humulus lupulus (European hop)
Lineage: Eukaryota; Viridiplantae; Streptophyta; Magnoliopsida; Rosales; Cannabaceae
Product: protein PELPK1-like
Exons: 1
Coding region: 95-727 (210 amino acids)
Source: RefSeq, a predicted model, not a curated record
UUUUUAUACACAAACAAGUUUUCUCUUCUUCUCAAUUUGAAGUAUAUCUUCUUCGUAUCACACAAUAAUUUUUUCAGCUUUGAUCAACAUUAACAUGGCUUAUCAACGCCUCCCAAACUUCAUGUUACCACUUCUGGCUCUUACAUUUUCUUUCUGUAUCAGUAGCAUAAUGGUUGCCGAAGCGUCACGCCAGUUGUUAGAGACCACUCCUAGCUUUCCCAAGGUACCUGAGAUUCCGAAGCCCGAGCUGCCCAAGUUGCCCGAGCUGCCAAAGUUUGAAAUUCCUAAAGUUCCUGAACUACCAAAGCCCGAAGCCCCUAAAUUGCCUGAGGUGCCUCAUGAGUUGCCAAAGCCUGAAAUUCCUAAGGUUCCUGAAGUUCCAAAACCCGAAGCCCCAAAGUUGCCUGAGCUGCCAAAGCCCGAAAUUCCGAAGGUUCCUGAAGUGCCAAAGCCUGAACUCCCUAAGGUUCCUGUACUACCAAAGCCUGAAGUCCCUAAGUUGCAUGAACUCAGCCAUGAUGAUGCCCCCAAGGUACCCGAAUUGCCAAAAUUUGAAGUUCCUAAGUUUCCUGAACUGCCAAAACUUGAAGCUCCUAAGAUGCCUGAGUUGCCUAAAUUUGAAUUUCCUAAGCUUGAGAUUCCAAAAUUGCCUGAACUCCCACAUGAGCUUCCUAAGCCCACUUUGCCAACCAUUCCUGACACCGCACCUCAUACCAGUAAGCCUUGAGCAUUUAAUGGAGUGCUGGUUUCAGUGGCAGAUUUAAAUAUUGCUUGAUCAGUUUCAAGUUGCAUGUGCUGUUUCUUUAUGAAUUCGUUUAUUUAGCUACAUAGCUAUUGGAUUCUUAUAUCUUACAAUCUUUUACCAAUAUUGUUGUAUACGUGUGAUUAAAUAUUUAUGAUAAGUUUCUAGCGAAUAUUGUAUUUUUUUUUCUUUUGACAUCCUUAUAUUUUAUAAUAAAUAUUAUAUCUCACCCACUUUAA